Molecule: messenger RNA, 1934 nt
Organism: Mytilus californianus (California mussel)
Lineage: Eukaryota; Metazoa; Mollusca; Bivalvia; Mytilida; Mytilidae
Product: retinal rod rhodopsin-sensitive cGMP 3',5'-cyclic phosphodiesterase subunit delta-like
Exons: 6
Coding region: 80-523 (147 amino acids)
Biological process (GO): sensory perception of light stimulus
Cellular component (GO): cytoplasm
Source: RefSeq, a predicted model, not a curated record
CUACUUCUAAAUUUGUUGACAUUGGAGAAUCGUGAAUCAGAACCAGACUAGUUUUGAUAAAACAAUAUUAUAAAUCAAUAUGCCAUCUAAAGCAGAGGACAUAAUGAAAGGAUUCAAACUAAAUUGGAUGAAUUUACGAGAUGCAGACAGUGGUAGAAUAUUAUGGCAGUCCAGUGAUGAUCUGUCAUCUCCAGAUAAAGAUCAUGAAGCUCGUGUACCUAAGAAGAUCUUAAAAUGUAAAACAGUAUCCAGAGAAAUUAAUUUUUCAUCCAAGGAACAGAUGGACAAAUUUAGAUUAGAACAAAAAGUUUACUUUAAAGGCAAAAUUUUAGAAGAAUGGUAUUUUGAAUUUGGCUUUGUAAUUCCUGAUUCCACCAAUACAUGGCAGUCUGUGAUAGAAGCAGCUCCAGAAAGUCAGAUGAUGCCAGCUAAUGUUCUAAAUGGGAAUGUGAUAAUAGAAACCAGUUUUUAUGACGGAGAUUUACUUGUCAGCAAAUCCAAAGUUAGAAUCUUCUAUGUAUGAUGAUAGUUUGUUACACAAAGACUCAUAGUCCCAUUCAUAAAAUUCACAAAGUGCAGACAGUAGCUCAUCAAGGGGGAAUAACCUGUACAGCACAACAUCUGCACUUAUAGAACAAUAAAACGUGCAAUUAUUUGUGAUAUUUGUCUUUUGGUGAAUACAUUAUUGUGUCUGCUAAUAUCUGUAACUCGAUGAGGGAUAUAUAUUUCGAAUCUUAAAAAUAGAUAUUUCAAAUCAUUUGAUGAACUGAUGGGGUUUUAUUCACAUUGAAUUUCUGUUUCUUCAGAUUUAUAAAUAUUAUUCAUUUCAAUUAGCAAUAAUGUGUGAAAACGUUCACAUAUAAUUUCUGUAGUUUAAUGAAUAUGGACUAAUGUUUCAAUAUGCUAUAUCAGUUCUACAGUAUAUUUCAGACUGUGUCUAGUUUAAUUGGCCUCCUAUUUGAUUGCUUGCUGUAAAUUUUUGUGCUUUCCUGGUCACUAGCCGUUUCUGUUAAUUUGGCCAGGAAUUUUUAUAAUUAUGCAAUUUUAAAUUAUAUAAUACAUUUUUAUUAUAAACCUGAAUGUAAUGGAUGACAGAACUUUAGUUUCUCAAUAUGUUUUCCCUUAAAUCAAUUUGUUUUUAAAACAUUGAAAGUACAUAACAUAUCUUUCAAAAAACAAUUAUUUGUUUUUGAUUGAAUAGAAGGUAACUAUUGACAUAGGAAAACAUUUUCCCUUGCAUUAUGAGUAUAAUUAUCAAGGGGAAUAAUCACAAUAGAUAGUGGUAUCUGUCUCAUUCUACAAAAGAUAUUCAUAGUACUUCAGGGAAUUAGGCAAAUAUACAUGUGUAGAAACACUUCCAUGUUGUCAGGGCAUAUUAUUUUUAACUGUUGUUGUUGUUAUUCAAGACUGCAUUAUACAAGUAUAAACUCAAACAACAUUUACAUAUAUAUACUUUCAAUUUCUUUUUUUUUCUGUUUUAAGAUAAUUUAAGUAUUUGAAUUUUUUUUAAAUUGCAUAAUUUACCUAUAAGGUCUUAUAUACUGUAAAUUCAGAAAUUAUUGCGAGCAUUUAUUAUUGCGAUUUUGUCCUUUAAGACUAAAAUGCGAUUUUAAUUUUUGCGAUAUUGAAUAAAAUCCUGUUCAAUUCAUAUAAAACUUUCAAAUUGCGAAUUUAAAUUAUUGCGAUUAUAUUCCUGUCGCAUUUUUCGCAAUAAUUUCUAAAUUUACAGUAAUUUGUCAUCAUUAGUCAUUAGUAUGUUCCCAUGCAGGCCAUAUAACAACACAAUUUAUCCACUGUGUAUAUAAAUGACUAGUUAACCUAUGUAUGAUUUAAUAGGUUAAAUAAGCAAAUGCCAUUAAAUUUCAAGCAACAUUAUAGAUUUGUUCUAUGUUGAUAGUAAAUACAUCAUGGAUUUGAACUAUAACAUGUAUAAU